UGAUGUAGCUAAAGUUAGCCCCCGUCAAGUUAAUAUAUAAGACCCCAAGGGGCCGAUGCAUACAUGUCAGUCUCAUCGGUUUGGUGUACGGACUUCUCUUCUUGACCAACCACAACCCAACAGACUUUAGAGAUGGCACCCAAGAAGGCCAAGAGGAGGCAGCAGCAGCAGGGUGAGGGUGGAUCCUCCAACGUGUUCUCCAUGUUUGAGCAGAGCCAGAUCCAGGAGUACAAGGAGGCUUUCACAAUCAUCGACCAGAACAGAGAUGGCAUCAUCAGCAAGGACGACCUCAGGGACGUGUUGGCCACCAUGGGCCAGCUGAACGUGAAGAGCGACGAGCUGGAGGCCAUGGUGAAGGAGGCCAGCGGCCCCAUCAACUUCACCGUCUUCCUCACCAUGUUCGGCGAGAAGCUGAAGGGUGCUGAUCCUGAGGACGUCAUCGUGAGCGCUUUCAAGGUCCUGGACCCCGAAGGCACCGGCAGCAUCAAGAAGGAAUUUCUUCAGGAGCUCCUGACCACCCAGUGUGACAGAUUCACCAGUGAGGAGAUGACCAAUCUGUGGGCUGCCUUCCCACCCGAUGUGGCCGGCAAUGUGGACUACAAGAACAUCUGCUACGUCAUCACACACGGAGAGGACAAGGAGGAGUAGAUCUCUUCUUCUCUUCAGCUCUCUACCUCUACCAACACUCUGCCGACAUACACUCGCUCCGUUUCCUCCAACGCAGCAACUUCACUUUCACAAACUCUCUCGUCCAACAUUUCCGCUCGCCAAAAGACUUCUCUACUUUGCCCAAGACGCUGUGGACGGGUGCGGUUUGUGAGCAACAUCGGAUUAUUUUCAAUAAAAAUAAUCUUAUGACACUGAAACUCUCUCUAUCUCUGUCCUUACCUCUUUCUCCUCCCUCCAUCAUUCACUCUGUUCUGUGUUUUAGGGCCAACAGUGCAAAUGUACGGUUAGCAUAUUACUACAUUUAGUGUAGUAACUUUCUUGACAAAAUUUAUUUUUACUGUACUUUUUCCUUUUAUUUUAGUAAUUUAAUUAUGAAGUAUCGCUACUUCUACUUGAGUAAGACGUCUGGAUUUUCUACUCACUGAGUGAAAAACAAACACGCUUUAACCAAUAAUUCACCAGACACUGCCCUUGCAGUUUUUGUUAAAGUUUCAUACAUUUUUUUAUUGAAAGGAAUUGAUUUGGAAUUUUAUUUUGCCGAUUUUGGUUAUUUUUUGUCACUGAUAUAGCUUAUUGUCAUUUUCCUACUCAAAAUUUUAAUCCGUCUCAUGGUGUAAUUUUGAUCAGUUACUCAGAACUGGAGUAAAAUUUUUACUAAAAAAUAUUCUUAAGGUAUCUCAAGUUUAACAUGAUUUAAGUCCACGUGUGGAUCUUGAGUAAUUUUUUACUUGAGUAAAAAUAUGUUGAAGUAAUGCUGCUCUCAAGAACAUUUUUUGGGUUCUCUGCCCACCAGUUGGUCAAAAUGUCUCUUGGUUAGGGUUAGAGUUAGGGUUAGGGCUAGAGUUAGGGUUAGGGCUAGGGUUAGGCCUUGGCGUUUGCACAGCAACUAGCUUGAAACAAGCUAGCAGUCUGACCCGGUCGGGUCUGUUGGUCUCAACUUCACAGAGUGCUUAAUGGCUUCCUUUGAUUUAUCUGUAGGAGAGUAAAAGAGUGGAGGUACCGCACUACAAUAGAUAGCCUACCCCGCUCUUUUACCAAAAAGAGGAGCUGCAAUCAGAAAAAAGAGGAAAGCAUUAAACUAGAGAAAGAAAUGCUGAAAGGUGGUGAGUUGGGGAAGAAAAUGGACAAUCCAAAGGAAAAAGAGAAAUAAAUCUUUUGUUUUUGACUUGUCCUCCAUGUCACUGCUGUUUCGCUCCUGUUGUGACUCUGAUCUGACUGCAUUGUAACAAAGAAAGAAAUACAAAUAAAAUCCGCUUUCUUUCGUACAACA
Messenger RNA from Poeciliopsis prolifica (blackstripe livebearer), 1939 nucleotides. It is a transcript of the gene mylpfb, whose product is annotated as myosin light chain, phosphorylatable, fast skeletal muscle b. Gene Ontology annotation, cellular component: cytoplasm. NCBI's taxonomy places the organism in Eukaryota, Metazoa, Chordata, Actinopteri, Cyprinodontiformes, Poeciliidae. Gene Ontology annotation, molecular function: calcium ion binding. Gene Ontology annotation, biological process: skeletal muscle tissue development. The record is from RefSeq and is a predicted model, not a curated record. The transcript has 6 exons. Bases 133 to 648 code for a protein of 171 amino acids.